Annulohypoxylon maeteangense is the source of this 1902-nucleotide messenger RNA. RefSeq lists its product as uncharacterized. The transcript has a single exon. The coding region runs from base 430 to 1854 and encodes 474 amino acids. NCBI's taxonomy places the organism in Eukaryota, Fungi, Ascomycota, Sordariomycetes, Xylariales, Hypoxylaceae. The record is from RefSeq and is a predicted model, not a curated record.
GUACAUCGUCACCUAGAGAAGCCAGUCGCAGGGCAACCACUCGGCUAAUUCUACCACCUAUUAUUCAUCAAAGCUAUUUCGUAGAGCGACUUUUCAAUUAGAGACAUCGAUUCGAAGCAGGAUGCAUACCGGCUCCCACCACAACAAUAAUGCCUUUAGUUUCUAUGCUAACUAGUAUUUUCAUAGAGCGAUUUUCGGCUUGGGAAAUAUGGAGAACUGUGCCGCAUCCAAUGGAAGCAAUACUGAAUGAAAAGGACAACUUCGCGCUUUUAUUUCUACGAUUACACGUGAGAUUGCUUGUCUCACUACUCCGAAAUACGUCUCGAAAUCUAUCCCGAAACUCCAAACCAGCGUUGCGCUACCGAAUCAUUAGCUAGAGCUUUACCUACCUUAGGUAUAUACCCGGCCUUGCCCAGUUAAAGAGGAAUUAUGGCCUGGCAUGAGACGCAACAGAAAGGUGUCUUUUCUAGGCCAAUUGGAGAGAACGAGGCAUACAUCAAACUAGUUGGCGAUUCCGGAUUACCCCUCAACCGCGAGCACUGGGCCAUCAACGCAACCGCCACCAUCAUCCCAACCGGGACCUUCGCGUCCACCGACGCCGCAUCUCGAUUCCCCACCGCAUGGGCUCACCUGCGUUUCCAACACCCAAGCCUCGCAGCCGAAGUCAGCCCCGACGGCGCAAACCUCACAUACAUCGUCCCAGCCACCACCGCCGCGCUCGAAACCUGGGUAUCGCAGACCUUCAGCGUAGCGUCCACCGCACACUCCUCCACCGACGUAAUCCCAACCUUCAAGCCGACACCGCACGCAAAACUAGUCUACAUCCCGCAAUCGCACGAGCUCCUCCUGCACAGCACCCACUGGCGCACCGACGGCCUCGGCGUCCUCCUCCUCCUCGACGCCCUGCUCGCUCUCGCCAGCACCCCCAACCCUCCCACAUCCUCUCUCCCCUGGGGCACCGAGCCCGCGCGUCUAACGCCCAGCAUCGAAGUCGCGGCCUCCAUCCCGCUCACACCAACAGCAGAACAGAAGGCUCGUGCCGCGGAGUUAGUCAGCACGUUCGCGCAUGUAGCGGGGGGAGUGGGGCUCCCGUGUCUCGGGUCCGCGGGGACGGGUCCGGGCGGAACGCGCAGCGCCGCGGUGGUGUUUAGCGCGGAAGCUACGGAGGGGGUGGUGCGUGCUUGUAAGGUGCGUGGGGUUAGUGUUACGGCGGCUGUGCAUGCUAGUGUUGCGGGGGCGAACUACGAACUCGCUGAUCCUGACGGGUAUGGGGGAAAGGGGGAGGAGGAGAAGAGGCAUUACGCGAGUACGAUUCGGUUUGGGCUGCGGCCGUUUCUGGCGGAGCCGUUUUCGGGAGGGGGAGGGGCUGCGGGGCUGUAUACGACGGGGUGGAUGAAGAGGGUUGAGGCGCGGGACGGGUGGGGGGGUUGGGUGAGGGAGUUUGGGGAGGAGUAUAGGGGGGGUGUUACGAGGGGGUUUUUGGAUGCGCAUCGUGAGUAUGCGGUGCAGUUGGGUGAGCUGUUGCGUGGGUUGGGGGGGAAAGAGGGUGCGGGUGAGGAGGGAGAGGGAGGGGUGAGGAUGCCGAGUGAUGUUGAUAUUAGCAGUAUUGGGGUUGCGGAGAAAUUGGUUAAGAGGUUUUAUGGGAGUGAAGAAGCUGGAUUUGAGGUUCGCGCGGUGGGUGUUGGAGUUGAGAUUCUGUCGAGACAGGGGGUGACUUUCGUCUGGACUUUUCGGGAUCAGUUGAAUUUGAGCGUGGUUUAUAACGAGGCCUUCCAUUCGGCGGAGCAGAUGAACCUAUUUGUCAACACGGUUAAGAGUCAACUAUUGAAGGGUUUGAGCUUGCAGGAUGACUAAGGACGGGGUCUAAGGGGUUACGAUUGAAGCUCAGGGGCUUCCCCUAUU